Engraulis encrasicolus (European anchovy) is the source of this 3539-nucleotide messenger RNA. Its product is annotated as adhesion G-protein coupled receptor F3-like. Gene Ontology annotation, cellular component: membrane. Gene Ontology annotation, biological process: adenylate cyclase-activating G protein-coupled receptor signaling pathway; cell surface receptor signaling pathway. The transcript is spliced from 17 exons. Gene Ontology annotation, molecular function: G protein-coupled receptor activity. The record is from RefSeq and is a predicted model, not a curated record. NCBI's taxonomy places the organism in Eukaryota, Metazoa, Chordata, Actinopteri, Clupeiformes, Engraulidae. The coding region runs from base 161 to 3349 and encodes 1062 amino acids.
CAUCGGAAACUUGCGCGCAGAGGGGGAGUUCCCAGAAGAUUAUAGAAUUCCAGAAUACAUAGUGCACACAUAUGAGUAUGAAGGGAAGAAUGUGGACCUUACCAGAGCUGAAACCCUGUCAGAUUGCCAAGAUUUGGAAAAUAGCGUCGAGUGCCAGUGCAUGUCGGGUGCCAUCUGGAGCGGCCAAGUGUGCAAGGACUACCCAGAGUGCUGCAACAAAAACAUCUGUGCAUCCAACAUCAGCCACUACAGCCCUCUCUGUGUCAUGCCCGUCAACGGGACAUUCGCGGUUAUGGCUGAAUUGAAGGUUGGCUAUGAAUCUGCAAACAUCACAGAUCCAGAAUACUUGGCCGAUAUGUAUCUCUAUCACAAUGAGCAAGUCGGAAAAAUGGCCCAAGCUGAGACACUGGCAGACUGCACGGGCCAAACAAGCGGGAUGUUGUGCCGCUGUCAUCUUGAUCUGAUGUGGAGUAACGACGUGUGUCAAGACCACCCAGACUGCUGCAAUCAGCCGGACUGCCUGGCCCCCAAUGUAGCUGACAAAGUACCUUUGUGUGUCCCCGAAACACCAGCUGAACUGAGGGGAAGCAUUCGACUGUCCUCACCAUGGACACUUGCAGAGUUGGAGAACAGAGUACAAGGCGUCUUUCAAAAGAUGAGUGGAUAUAAUAAAUCUGUGGUGAAAUUAAGCAAUGACAAGAUGACAGCUGCAUUUAAUGUGACACUCGUUGCCCCGUUUACGGUCACUCAACUUGCGGUCCCGAUCGAGGAGCUAAAGGCCAACUUGACAUCCACCAUAACUGUGGAAGUGAAAGCACGGGCUACGAUGACCAUAGUUCGGAAUCAGUCAGAGGAGACUGCCAAGUCAAGGGAGAAGAGAAGUCUGGAAGAGACGUGGGAGUCACACACCCUGAGCUGUGACAUAGAGGACUCUUUGGACAGGUGUGACUGGUCUGUCCAGUCACACGGAGAUGACGAGGACUUUGUUGUGGCAAAUGGACAGCAGGCCAAUCUCCAAUGUAAACAGAACGGUUACCAGAGCACUACUGCCACUCUCGUCCUGACGAACCCUGACGACAUAUGGUCAGGGCGCUACACCUGUGCUUUUAGGGAUGGGUCAAUUUCAUACACGGCCACUGGAGUCCUGGAUCUACCACCGACACCUCACAUCAACCUGGAGAGUGAUCCUGACAAUGUGGACUGCAGCUCUAGCACCAACAAACAGAUCAUCAGUAUCAAUUGUUCAGUUACACCUCACUCUGAUCUCUAUGAAUUUCAUUUCGAAGACCCUGAAAAUGUCCUGGAUGAUAAGAACAAUGUUCCAGUGUCCAACGACAGUUAUGCCAUUCUUAAGGGGUACGUUCUCUGCAAGAACGCAGGUGAUGAAUUUCAUACCACUUGUAAGGUCACCUACAAUAACACAUCUGAAUAUACUAAAGAGCUCACCGUCCCCAUCAUAACCAGCAAGGAUUCUUUUUGCGGUGCUGACGGUGAAUGGCCAAAAACUGAGGUGGGUCUCAAUGCCACUCGAGGCUGUGAACCAGGCAGAGUUGGCCAAAAGAAUCGCACAUGUGCAGGAAAGGAUAAAUGGGGGCCUGUGAGAAACUACUGUACGAGGGAGGACAUAGCUACCUUGCAAAAUGAAGCAGAGAACCUUGCCAAAGGAUUUGGAGUCACGCCAGAGCGUGUUAGUGACAUUUUUAAUGAUAUGAAAAAUGUCACUAAUACUAACUGUUCUGCAACCUUGGGAGAUGUAAUAGAUUUAAUUAACACUCUGGAUUUAAUGGAGGACGUAUCCACCAACUUUACGAUAAACGAUAACUCUGACAUUCAGAAUUAUGUAGAUUCAUCCAGUAAUAUUCUGUCGUUGCAUUGGAGUGACACAGCAGAAAUUAAUCAGACGUUGUCUGCAAAAUUCCUGAAAGCUGUUGAGGGCUUGACGCAGAACAUUGACGUGAACCAAAGCACGACUAUGUUCAAAGCCACAAACCUAAUUUUACAAGAGGGUUGCGAACAUGAAGCCACCUGCUCUAGAAACCUCCUCGGCAUGAAAUUACAAACCUCAUCAUCACUGUUGAGGGCUCUGGCAGUUGAGAGACUCACAGCCUGGCUACCCACUGAGCCAAACAGUGUAAGCAGUAGCAAUGCGAUGGUAGUUGUUCUUGGAAACUGCACAACCAAGAUGGAGGCCACAGUGACAAUUGACUUUCCUCUGACACAAAAGAGGAAGCACAACCACAAAGUGAUCUGUGUGCAGUGGCUGAGAGAUGUCGGGAAGUGGGAGCCUAAGGGAUGCGAGUGGACACACACAGAUGACGAUCACGCCAAAUGCGUGUGUGAAAUCGCCCCAGGUCCAUUGGAGCAGGCGCAGGGUCGAAGAAGCGGGCGCAGGGUCGUGACACUCUCAGCACUCAUGUCUCGGGGUCCCGUCGACAUACCCGGCCUCGUGGUCGUCAGCUCCGUCGGACUUGGCGUCUCGAUCUGCUCCCUGAUCGUCUUCUUGGCCAUUGAGGGUCUCCUGUGGAAGAUGGUUGCCAAGACGAAGCUCUCGCACUUCCGGCACACGGCGCUGGUCAACAUCAGCCUCUUCCUGCUGCUGGCCAACUGCGUCUUCCUGAUGAGCUUCUUGGACCUCCCCGAGCCCUUCUGCCUGGUCUCGGUGCUGGCCAAGCACUUCCUGUACCUGGCCAUGUUCUUCUGGAUGCUGUGCCUGAGCAUCGUGCUGCUCCACAAGAUCAUCUUCAUGUUCCAGCCGCUGAGGGCCCAGGUGUUCUUCAUCCUCUCCGCCGUCACGGGCUACGUGUGCCCCCUGCUCACCGUGGCCGUCGCGUACGUGUAUUACGACAUCCUUGCCGAUGGCUCGGACCCCUCCUUCUCCUACCACGACCCCGAGACUUGCUGGCUGGUGUACAACGGGAUGUGGAAGGGCUCCCUCUUAACAUUCGUGGUGCCCGUGGGCGUCAUCACAGUGACGAACCUCUUCUCCAUAGUGAUCGUGAGUGUGACGCUGAUGAGGCCUGCCGUCUCCUCAGAAGGCAAGGUGGACGAAAAGGACACGGCGAAGAGCGUGCUGAGGGUGAUCGUGAUCCUGAGCCCCAUCUUCGGUGUGACCUGGGCGCUGGGGUUUGGCGUGUUUCUCCUGGACGUCUACGACGGGACCGCGUGGAUGUUGGUCAACUAUGCCUUCACCAUCCUGAACACAUUGCAGGGAUUCUUCAUCCUGGUAACUGGAUGUGUAGGAGAGACGAAGGUCCGAGAAGAAUUUGUGAAAAGAUUCAAGCUGUUUAAAUACGAGAGGACAGCGUCUGUGAUGAGCCAGUCAUCAUCCACCUCCAUUCAAAAGAAAUGAUGCCUUUUGUGAUCAGACACUCUAUGAUCCAUUCACAUCUCAUUGACACCCCGGUGAAACGACAACUUCAGAAUAGUCAAGUAGCAUAGUGGACAGUGAAAAGUAUAACACGCUGUGAAUACUCACAUUUUAUGUGACACUUUAAUGGCAUUCUUGUUGUAUCAUUCUUCUUGUAUCCUUGUAAUCUUCU